AUGGAUUACUCUGGCCAGAGAUUAGCUCCGCUUACUUUUGGCGCCAGAGAGGAGCAAGGUAGUAUGUCUUUAAUUCCAGAUAGGGAACCUCCUGAAUGUGAACACCUGAUGAAAAGAAUUCCAAGUGUGAGAAAAAGCAAGGACUGGUCACGUUCCCUCAUUGUGGCAUCACUUGUUGGGGCCUUUGGCUCUUCCUUUCUCUAUGGUUACAAUCUUUCUGUGGUCAAUGCACCUUCCAAUUAUAUCAAGACUUUCUACACUGAAACCUGGGAAAAAAGACUAGGCUACUCAAUUAAUGAAGCUACUUUAAAGCUGCUAUGGUCUGUGACUGUUUCCAUUUUUGCUAUUGGUGGCCUAGUAGGGACAAUCAUGGUUACUCUGAUUGGAAAAGCUCUUGGAAGGAAAUCUACUUUAUUAGUCAACAAUGCAUUUGCUAUUUUAGCUGCCUUGCUCAUGGCUUGCUCACAACAAGCAGAAGCCUUUGAAAUGCUAAUCUUGGGUCGGUUCAUCAUGGGUGUCGAUGGAGGCAUUUCUCUUAGUGUCCUCCCCAUGUACCUAAGUGAAAUCUCACCCAAAGAGAUCCGUGGAUCUUUGGGACAGAUCACUGCCAUCUUCAUUUGCAUUGGAGUGUUUACUGGUCAGUUCUUGGGACUACCUGAAAUAUUGGGACAGGAAUCACAAUGGCCUUACUUGUUUGCUGUGAUCGUCAUUCCUGCCUUUGUUCAACUGGUGAGCCUCCCUUUUCUGCCAGAAAGUCCACGGUAUCUGCUCUUUGAAAAGAAUGAUCAGGAUGGGGCCGAAAAAGCAUUUCAAACAUUCCUUGGGAAAAUGGAUGUCUCCCAAGAAAUGGAAGAGGCCCUGGAAGAGAGUCGUGUUCAGAGAAAUAUUCGCUUAGUCUCAGUCUGGGAACUUCUGACAAGGCGUUCUGUUCGUUGGCAGAUAAUUACAGUGAUUAUCACCAUGGCUUGCUACCAGCUCUGCGGGCUUAAUGCGAUUUGGUUUUACACAAACAAUAUCUUUUCCACUGCUGGAAUAUCUACAGAGAAGAUUCCGUAUAUAACUCUGAGUACUGGGGGCACUGAGAUUUUGGCUGCCAUCUUUUCUGGUUUGGUCAUUGACCGUCUGGGGCGCAGACCUCUUCUCAUUGGUGGCUUUGGAUUGAUGGUCUUCUUCUUUGGAAUUCUCACUGUGACCCUGACACUGCAGAACAAAGCUCCCUGGUUGCCCUACCUCAGCAUUGUCUGUAUCCUAGGCAUAAUUGCCUCAUUCUGCAGUGGACCAGGUGGAAUCCCUUUCAUCUUGACUGGGGAGUUUUUCCAGCAGGCUCAGCGACCAGCUGCCUUCAUGAUUGCAGGGACAGUCAACUGGCUCUCCAAUUUUGCAGUUGGACUUCUUUUCCCAUACAUUGUGGAAGGUCUGGACACAUACUGCUUCCUGGUCUUUGCCACAGUCUGCUUAAUAGGAGGAACCUACUUCUAUAUUGUCCUGCCUGAGACCAAAAACAAGACUUAUGCAGAAAUCACCCAGAAAUUUGCCAAAUGGAACAAGGAUAGCCCACCAGAGGAAAAAAUAGAGCAAGCCGAAGCUGAUGGACAAACCAUUGGGAAGUCUGAGCUGGAAUCUUCUUCCACACUCAACAAUUCUGUCAAAAAUAAGAUCAUCUAA
This is a messenger RNA of Gracilinanus agilis (Agile Gracile Mouse Opossum), 1665 nucleotides long. It is a transcript of the gene SLC2A9, whose product is annotated as solute carrier family 2 member 9. Gene Ontology annotation, molecular function: hexose transmembrane transporter activity. NCBI's taxonomy places the organism in Eukaryota, Metazoa, Chordata, Mammalia, Didelphimorphia, Didelphidae. The transcript is spliced from 12 exons. Gene Ontology annotation, biological process: monosaccharide transmembrane transport. Gene Ontology annotation, cellular component: membrane. The record is from RefSeq and is a predicted model, not a curated record. Bases 1 to 1665 code for a protein of 554 amino acids.